AUGGAUGAAAAAUACAUGUGGAAACUUUCAUCUGGGAGGAUAGUCGAAGAAGAGAUAUAUAAGCUGGGGCAAGAGCAGGAGUUUGAGCACGCCAUUCAUUCCUUUAUUCUUGAUGUUGAAGAUGAGUUAAUCAUGGAACAUUUCACCCAGGAAGAACUUGAAGAGAUAGAUAGCAUACCUAUUCCGGAGGUACCCGAGCUUUCAAAAGAAGUUGAUGAUUUUUUACGUAAAUUCCUUGGCAAGAUAAACCUGAAUGAGAUCCGACAGAUAAUAAAAGAGUCAAUCUUUGGUAAUGAUUACGACCGUGAAAAGCAUCACGACGUAGAUUAUAUAAGCCUUGCCUUAUAUUCGUUUGAAUUAACUGAAAAAGUGAAAACUAAUUACAGGGUGAAAGAAAUAGAAAAUGGUAAUCUCAAGGACACAAAUCUCGAUAAUUGGUAUAACUGCCACAUAUGGAAUGUAAUAUUUGACCAAGCAUUUGGAGACAUAAAGGCGGUGGCUGUUAUCAGGGGCGAAAGUACGAGUAUAUCAACGGCAACACGAAAAAAUACAAAGGCAAAAAGGAAAUCAGGGGAACGUCGUAAAAUCGGUCGCAGAGGGGAUUGGAUUCUCAGGGCUGUUGGUAACGGCAAAAAAGAUGAGUUUGGGGCUGGGGAGGCGGGUAAGGAUUGGGUUGACAAAUAUGGGACAAAGUACCUUAGAGAAAUUGGAUUAAAACUUCCUAAGACGCUCAAAGACAUGUUAGUGAAUUUGAUGGAAAGAAUAAAGUGGAACAAAGAGGUGCGCAGACAAAUACAAACAAUAGGUAUUAUUCAUGCAGGCCUUACGAUGACAAUAGUAUAUGUUGACAACCCUAAAGGUUAUAUCUGCAGGUUUCGGCGUUGCGAUCUGAUGGAAGUCCCAGACACAGUAGAAAAAUUCGAUUCCGUUUUAUCGAUCUUGGCAUCUGUUCUGAAUGCAAAGUCUGUAGUCCAAGAGACGGUAAAGAUGGUUCAAACAGGAGGACAGUCUACAAAAUCAUUUAAGAGUGUCGGGCUCCGAAAACGACCUCGAGAUGAUGGUCAGCACAAGUUAUCUGCGUGUAUGUCAACUCCGAAGAAAGUGAAAUUAUGCACUAAAGUGAAUAUUACUAGAAGAUCAUAUCCUGCGUCACCAUGUCCAGGAUCACCAAAUGCUGAGCCAUUGAUUUAA
Molecule: messenger RNA, 1191 nt
Organism: Funneliformis geosporum
Lineage: Eukaryota; Fungi; Glomeromycota; Glomeromycetes; Glomerales; Glomeraceae
Source: the annotation of a GenBank genome assembly